Aphanomyces astaci is the source of this 945-nucleotide messenger RNA. RefSeq lists its product as hypothetical. The transcript has 4 exons. Lineage: Eukaryota; Oomycota; Saprolegniomycetes; Saprolegniales; Verrucalvaceae. The record is from RefSeq and is a predicted model, not a curated record. The coding region runs from base 77 to 910 and encodes 277 amino acids.
CUGGAAUCACCAAUCUCGCACCGAGUGGGAAAACAUAGCCGAGUCCACCGCUUGUUGAUCGAACCCUUGCACGUAAAUGGGCAAGAGGUUGUGUGUCAAGCCGCCGGAUGCCUUCGGCACAACUCAAGGGGACGGCCACGACUUGCGGGGGAAGCGCACCACGCUGCCACCCCAUGAGUUUCAUACGUGGAACUACAUCCAAGAUCCGCGCAACGACCUUCAUCCAGAGCUAGAGCUCGGCCUCCAGAGCACCCGCACGACUAAAUUUACCUCUGGCUUCUACCGGCGGUCGCGCACGGCCAUCGCGCCCGACCGAGACCGACUCGCCCGACAAGCCGAGAAAGACAGAGCCAGCACCAGCAACGCCACCCGCCGCCACGAGCGCCUCACUAGUUUGAACUCGUCCUACGACUACAACAUCGUCACAGGGUCAGCAGGGGCGAUUCCCAAAGUACUCAAGUUGCCGCCCUGUCGAAAGUUCCUGGGCGGCGACACGAGCCAGUUUCUCCAACACGAGGGGGUUAUCCAGUUGCGUGAAUCCGCCAACCGGUUCUACAGCCAGUGGCCAAACAACCCUGGUCGCACCGACAACUUGACGCGAGAGGGGUUGUACGGGCAAAAGCAGUCGUCUGCCAUUGGCAUUGGCCGCCAUGAAAUCAAAUCGUACGGCGCCGCGGAUGCACUCAACAAGUCACUGUACAAGCAAUGUGUGGAGCACAGCAACACGGCCAUCCAACUCGAGUACACCCACGUCAAGCCCCCGCCCCCCGUUGUGCACAAAGUUGCUCCAGAACGACCCCAUCACGCCUCUCCACAUCGCCCCAAACCCACACCGCCGUCGUGGCUUCCCCCUGUGCACUCGUCUUUGCAACACCAGCACGACGCAGACUCUGUCCGCGCCUUAAGAUAAUCCCUUCAAGAGCUCGUUGUUUGCACCUCUGUACA